This is a messenger RNA of Dacryopinax primogenitus, 1353 nucleotides long. RefSeq lists its product as uncharacterized. Gene Ontology annotation, molecular function: histone acetyltransferase activity. Bases 1 to 1353 code for a protein of 450 amino acids. Gene Ontology annotation, biological process: regulation of DNA-templated transcription. Lineage: Eukaryota; Fungi; Basidiomycota; Dacrymycetes; Dacrymycetales; Dacrymycetaceae. The transcript has 3 exons. The record is from RefSeq and is a predicted model, not a curated record.
AUGACCACCUUACACGCCGAGGUCAUCUCCAUCCGUGACAAGCCCAAACCGAGCGUCUCCCAUGCGCAUGGCACCGGCCCUGUCUCCACAAACGGGGACACGUCGGAGGAGAAAGAGUAUUACGUGCAUUAUGAUCAGUGGAAUAAGCGACUUGACGAGUGGAUACCGACCAUCCGGGUGCUGAUGGACCAGGAGAUGACAUGGCCCAAGCCGCCGAAGAAGGAGCAGCCAAAGCAAGCGGAUAAGAAGCUACCGAAGAAAGCUGGGCGCUCCGCGUCACAAGCGCACACGCCUGUACCGGAUGGAAUGGCGACGCCAACGGGGAUGAAGAGGAAGCGGGAGGACGAGGACGACAUGAUGAUAGAUUCGAGCGGAAUGGCGACGCCGACGAGUGACGUCGAACACAGGAACGCAGCGCUGAGCAAGGCGCAGGAGAUCGAGCAGCUCCGCACGUCAGGAUCUAUGUCGCAUCAGCAUGAAGCGCGUGUAAAGAACCUCGUCAAGAUCGAGAUUGGACGGCAUAUCAUCGAGCCCUGGUAUUUCUCUCCGUACCCGAAGGAAUUUACGCACACGCCGAUGCUGUAUAUAUGCGAGUUCUGCUUGCGCUAUUGGGCGAGCGAGACCCAGUUCAGGCGACAUAGGACGAAGUGCACUCUGCGCCAUCCGCCGGGGAACGAGAUCUAUCGGGAGAAGGAGAUCUCGUUCUUCGAGAUCGACGGGAGGAGGCAAAAACAAUGGUGUCGAAAUCUCUGUCUGCUCUCAAAAUGUUUCCUCGAUCACAAGACAUUGUACUUUGACGUCGACCCGUUCCUGUUCUACUGCAUGGUCAAGCGGGACCAGUUCGGCUGCCACCUAGUCGGGUACUUCUCCAAAGAGAAAGAAUGCGGCGAGGGGUACAACGUCGCGUGUAUCCUCACACUCCCGCAAUACCAACGACACGGCUACGGCCGGCUGCUGAUGGAGUUCUCCUACGAACUGACAAAGAGGGAGAACAAAGUCGGCAGUCCGGAAAAACCGCUCUCUGAUCUGGGGUUACUGGGGUACAAAGCCUACUGGAAAGACGUCAUCGUAGAUUUUAUACUGAACGUGUACCGCACGGGGGGCAAGGAGGCAGACAUAACGGUGGAUGAGAUUUCCCAGAAAACAGGGAUAUUGCAAAAUGACGUGAUGACGGCACUACACGAACUCCAACUCCUCAAAUGGUUCAAAGGACAACACGUCCUCGUCCUAGGGGACGAAGUGCUCGCGCGGCACGAGAAGACAGUAGCGAAACAGAGACGGAGGAUCGACCCGAGCAAGCUGCAGUGGAAGCCGCCGGUGUUUUCCCGUGCCCAGUUGAGUUUUGGCUGGUAG